AUGGCCAAGGGAGUAAAGACAGUGGAAGUUCAAGCGUCAAGCAACGUUGUGCUCAGUGUUCCCAUUCUUGAGACUGUUAAGGCUGCGCAAUUGCAGAAUGGAUUGCGUCAUCGUGAUUUUCAGCGUUAUCGACAAUACUGCACACGUCGGCUACGUCGCAUUCGUAAAUCAGUGAAGUUUAUGCAUGGAAAAGGUAAACAAUAUGUAAACAAAAAGGUGGAUAUUGAAACAGCUACGGAGAAUCGUCUAUUGUAUUUGCCACUAUAUAAUGCCGAGCGAGCUUGGGGAUUUGCUAUGCAACUAAAGGAAGACGAUAAUUUAGACAAGUCAGAGAAUGGUGAAGAUGCUAAUUCACGCAUUAAGUUUCAUUUGAAUGGACGUCUCCGUAAAGCUGCGGAUUGGAGUCAAAGACUUGCUGAGAUCUGUGCUGCCCGUGCUGAUGCUCGUACGAGUUUAGAGGCAGAGGCUUAUGCUGCUUACAUGGCUGGCAAUUUUGCUUUUCAUCGAGAAGAGCAUGUAGUAGCUCUGGAGAAGUUUGGCACCGCACGCCGUAUCUAUGCGGACCUGUCACAGGUGGGCACGUCCUCGCAAAAGGAGUUGUUUUCGCGCUCAGCAGACGAGCUUCAGCCGUUCAUCCGCUUCUGUGAGCAUCGACUGGCGCUGCAUGGACGCAAAGCUAGCACGGCGGAGACUUCGUCGCUAGAAUUGCAGUCAACUGGUGAGGGCGCUAAUAGCGCGUUGCUGCAGUCAAAGAUCGAGUUGGUGUUGCUAGAGGCGCGAAAGCAGAAGGUGGCUAAUUUGGGGUCAGUGGAGUGGAAGCAGCAACAGCUUCCAGUACCGACGCAAGAGCUUGGCUUGGCGUUGAUUCGUACGGACGAGCUUGCUGCCAAGCUUGAUGCUGCGCAGGAUAACAAGACGCGUGAAGCACGUUUUUUGGACUUGUUGAGUGCGUAUGACACUCUGCUGCAGGAUUUGAAAAAUGCAACGGUAAAGUUGGAACAACAGGCCAAAAGUGGUAGUGCGCUAGUGCAUUCAGACCUGGAGCUGUUGGCUGCUUUGGAGGAGUAUGCGCGCUUUAAGAAGCUUGCCAAGCAAGUAGAGCGCCAGGCUGCAGUAUACAAGACACUCAAGAAAGACUUCUCGGCUCAGCAGGCUGGCGAGCUCACCCAUAUGCUCGACAUGCUGGUUCAGACUGUCGGCGACAUUCUGGCCAUUCUUGGUAGUGGUGAACUAGAGCAGCGUCGUGUUGCACAAUACAGUACAUACCAUGCGGUGUUUCGUGCCUGCCGUGCUACAACGGUUGCCCAGACCUAUCUUUUGCAGCACAAGUUUGGGGAGGCAAUGGCUCUGUACCAGUAUGCGUCGAGUUUCUUGGCUGAAGCUGAAGAGAUUUUAGCUGCGCAGCCUGCCGCCAAGGACGAUGUGUUGCAAGAGCUCACGCGUGAACUGCACGAAGAGCUCGCGGGUGCUGUUAGUCGUACGACGGCAGAAAGCUUUUUGGAGUCUUCAAUUGGCGCCAAUGCUAUACGUCUAGAAUUGGAGCAGCUUUCAUUGUCCAUUGAGGACGAUUGCAAAAAGAGCAAGAAGGACAAAAAUCGCAAGAAACGUCAAGUUGAUGCUUUGGUGGAUCGUCAGGACAAGUUUGAAGCUGGCACUGUCGAAGGUUGCCGCGAGUUAGUAAAGCUACCACCAGAGUUUCGUACCGUACCCUGUAAGCCGCUGUUGUUUGAUGUGGCAUUCAAUGCACUUGAGUUCCCGGAUCUGACCGAACGCACCAAGACAGAAUCCGAGAAAGCAGCAGAGGCUGCAGUUGGAGGUGGUGACGAGAGUAGUGGUGGUUUCUUUGGCUGGUUUCGCAAGUAA
This is a messenger RNA of Peronospora belbahrii, 1863 nucleotides long. Lineage: Eukaryota; Oomycota; Peronosporomycetes; Peronosporales; Peronosporaceae. The record is from the annotation of a GenBank genome assembly.